Molecule: messenger RNA, 1989 nt
Organism: Cooperia oncophora
Lineage: Eukaryota; Metazoa; Nematoda; Chromadorea; Rhabditida; Trichostrongylidae
Source: the annotation of a GenBank genome assembly
AUGAGAGAUGAUGAUGAGAUUCAUAUUGAUACCAGUUUCAGCUACCAGAAUGGCUAUCAGCCUCAGCAACAGAAUGUGUACUCUCAAAAUGGGUACACGCAACCAUCUUGUGGAUUGAAUGGCAUGACCUCCGAUUAUAGUAAUGGUGUCACAGCAGGUUACGUGACGAAGGGUUUCGGGGGCACAUUCGAUCCAAAGGAUAAGAACUGUGGUGAUUUCGUUGGGAACUGGAACAGCCAGACGGCCGGCACCGAUUCUGUAGAAAAGCAACUUUUCAAUAAUAUGAAUAGUGGAAUCAAUUUUGACAAUUACGAAAGCAUCCCUGUCGAAGUGAGUGGUGAAAAUCCUCCCGAAGCAAUCACAGCGUUCACUGACGCGAACAUGCAUGAGUGGAUACAACAAAAUGUCGACAAAAGUGGCUACAGGAAGCCUACACCAGUUCAGAAAUAUUCACUUCCCACAUUGUUGGGCAAUCGUGACCUCAUGUCUUGUGCUCAAACUGGAUCAGGAAAGACGGCUGCAUUUCUAUUGCCGAUCAUUCACCACAUUUUGGUUAACGGCCCCGAAGCCAUCCGUCCGUCAAUGAUGUCAAGCUCAGGUCGCCGCACAUUCUAUCCUGCGGCUCUUGUUCUCGCACCAACAAGAGAAUUGGCAAUCCAGAUACACAAGGAGGCAGCGAAGUUCAGCUAUCGCACCAAUAUCAUUUCCGCAAUUUUGUAUGGUGGUCGUGAGAAUUACCGUGAGCAAAUCAAUCGCUUGCGUGGUGGUUGUCACAUUUUGAUUGCCACUCCCGGACGACUUAUUGAUAUCCUCGAUCAGGGUUAUAUUGGACUGGCUGGGUGUCGAUAUUUGGUACUGGAUGAAGCUGAUCGUAUGUUGGAUAUGGGAUUUGAGCCACAGAUUCGAAAAAUUGUCGGACAAGGAAUGCCCCCGAAAUCAGAGCGUAUUACAGCGAUGUUCAGCGCUACAUUCCCAAAGCAAAUACAGACACUUGCGCAAGAUUUCCUCAAGCCAAAUUAUGUGUUCUUGGCUGUUGGACGGGUUGGUUCAACUUCUGAAAAUAUCGACCAGCAGAUAUUGUUGGUAGAAGAAUUCGAUAAGCGGAAGAUGCUCAUGAAUAUUUUAGCGAGAGAAGAAAAUGCUUCACUAGUCUUGGUAUUUGUCGAAACAAAGCGAGGAGCGAAUGACUUGGCCAACAUACUUCAGCGUCAGCAAAUAAAUGCUGUGGCCAUUCACGGAGACCUGAAGCAGUUCGAAAGAGAACGCAAUUUGGAGCUUUUCAGGAACGGUUCUAAUCCAGUUCUUGUAGCAACUGCAGUUGCUGCUCGUGGUCUUGACAUUCCAAAUGUAAGGCACGUAGUCAAUUACGAUCUCCCUGGUGACAUAGAUGAAUAUGUUCAUCGUAUUGGAAGAACGGGUCGAUGUGGUAAUACAGGACGAGCCACCAGCUUUUUCACUGAAAAGAAUCGUGCGCUGGCUCGUGAUUUGUCCCAGCUUCUCGGCGAGUCAAAUCAGGAAGUACCAGAUUUCCUUCUUCGUAUGGCUGCCGAGGGAAGAACACCGGGAAAUAAUCGUCAAACCAAUAGACGAUUCGGUGGAACAGAUCAGCGGCGAGGCGCUCCCGGCCCCAUAGGAGGUCGAGGUGGAUUCAGUGGUCCUCAAGGAGUUCCACCAACAAUGCAGAAUGGCUUUGGCCCACCAUUUGCUAUGGGUACAAUGAACGGCUUUGCUCAGCCGCCUCGUGGUUUCACACAACAAAAUGGUUUUGGUCCACCACAAAGUCGCUUCCCUCCCGCUUUUCCUCGUGGUGGAAUGCCUCCAUUCAAUGGAGUUCCACCAGUGGGAUAUGGUCAACCGAACUUCGGUGCCCCCAUGAUGCCUCGUGGUGGAUUUCAGCCUUCGAACGGAUUCGCUCCUCCAGGAGCUCCUUCAUUCCAGCAGCAACCUGCUUAUCAAAAUGCUCGUGGGUUCGGUAACUGGCAGAACUGA